Messenger RNA from Dama dama (fallow deer), 10213 nucleotides. It is a transcript of the gene GUCY1A1, whose product is annotated as guanylate cyclase 1 soluble subunit alpha 1. Gene Ontology annotation, molecular function: guanylate cyclase activity; heme binding. The record is from RefSeq and is a predicted model, not a curated record. The transcript is spliced from 9 exons. NCBI's taxonomy places the organism in Eukaryota, Metazoa, Chordata, Mammalia, Artiodactyla, Cervidae. Gene Ontology annotation, cellular component: guanylate cyclase complex, soluble. Bases 378 to 2453 code for a protein of 691 amino acids. Gene Ontology annotation, biological process: response to oxygen levels; cGMP biosynthetic process.
GCGGCUGGAGGACUCAGUUCCCCGGCCCUAGUCGGGUCGUCGUGGUGGGUGGGACUCAGUACCGAGCUGGUUUUCCACGAGCUGGUUUCACUGCAGUUUUUCUCCACUCUGGCUACUAGACUCCGGGCAAAAAGCAGGGAGUCGCCUCGGGAACCCUCCCACCCCACCCCCCAAGGCGACCGACCGACUCCUGCGAGGACGGCGCGCCGCGAGCGGACAGAGGCCCCGAGUGACCUCACCAUGGAAUACAGAGUCACUCCUCUUUCUCCUCUGACCUUCUGCAGCCCCUGGACUCCCUGGUCACCAACAUCUCUGGUCCACUAGUGACUUCUGUGUGUCCAUCCUGGUAAAAAGAACCAAGCCCAGGAGCGAUCACCAUGUUCUGUGCGAAGCUGAAGGAUCUGCAGAUCACAGGGGACUGCCCCUUCUCCCUGCUGGCCCCGGGGCAGGUCCCCAGAGAGCCCUUGGGGGAAGCCACAGGGAGUGGGCCAGCAGCUACCCCAGGGCAGCCGGGCAUCUGUCCAGGUGUCCCUGACAAGAACCCGCCCGGAAGGCUUCCCCGGAGGAAGACCAGCCGCAGCCGGGUCUAUCUUCACACUUUGGCAGAGAGUAUUUGCAAACUGAUUUUCCCAGAGUUUGAGCGUCUGAACCUUGCCCUUCAGAGAACAUUGGCAAAACACAAAAUAAAGGAAAACAGGAAAUCUUUGGAAAGAGAAGACUUUGAAAAAAUAAUUGCAGACCAAGCAAUUGCAGCAGGAGUUCCAGUGGAGAUCCUCAAAGAAUCUCUUGGUGAGGAGCUUUUUAAAAUAUGUUAUGAAGAAGAUGAAUACAUCCUAGGUGUGGUUGGAGGAACCCUGAAAGAUUUUUUAAAUAGCUUCAGCACUCUCCUGAAACAGAGCAGCCACUGUCAAGAAGCAGAAAAGAAGGGCAGGUUUGAGGACGCGUCCAUCCUAUGCCUGGAUAAAGAUCCCAAUAUCUUACAUGUUUACUAUUUCUUCCCCAAGAGGAUCACUUCCCUGAUUCUCCCCGGCAUCAUUAAGGCAGCUGCUCGCAUACUGUAUGAGACGGAAGUGGAGGUUUCCUCGACGCCUUCUCGCUUGCACCAGGACUGCCGUGAGUUCGUGGACCAGCCCUGCGAGCUCUACUCCGUCCACGUCAGGAGCGCCCGGCCACACCCGCCCUCUGGGAAGCCCGUGUCCUCGCUGGUCAUCCCCGCCUCGCUCUUCUGCAAGACCUUCCCUUUCCACUUCAUGCUGGACAGAGAUAUGAGCAUCCUGCAGCUCGGCCACGGCAUCAGGCGGCUGAUGAGCAGGAGAGAUGUGCAAGGAAAGCCUCAUUUUGACGAGUACUUUGAGAUCCUGACCCCCAAAAUCAGCCAGACCUUCAGCGGCAUUAUGACCAUGCUGAACAUGCAGUUCUUGGUGCGAGUGAGGAGGUGGGACAACUCCGUGAAGAAAUCUUCCAGGGUGAUGGACCUCAAAGGCCAGAUGAUCUACAUGGUGGAGUCCAGCUCCAUUCUAUUCCUGGGCUCGCCCUGUGUGGACAGACUGGAGGACUUCACGGGCCGAGGGCUGUACCUCUCCGACAUCCCCAUCCACAACGCGCUGAGGGAUGUGGUGCUGAUCGGGGAGCAGGCCAGGGCCCAGGACGGCCUGAAGAAGAGGCUGGGCAAGCUGAAGGCCACGCUGGAGCAGGCCCACCAGGCCCUGGAGGAGGAGAAGCGGAAGACGGUGGACCUGCUGUGUUCCAUCUUCCCCAGCGAGGUGGCGCAGCAGCUGUGGCAGGGCCGCGCCGUGCAGGCCAAGCGCUUCGGCAACGUCACCAUGCUCUUCUCGGACAUCGUGGGGUUCACGGCCAUCUGUUCCCAGUGCUCCCCGCUGCAGGUCAUCACCAUGCUCAACGCACUCUACACCCGCUUUGACCGGCAGUGUGGAGAGCUGGAUGUCUACAAGGUGGAGACAAUUGGCGAUGCAUACUGUGUGGCCGGGGGCUUACACAAAGAGAGUGACACCCACGCUGUUCAGAUCGCGCUGAUGGCCCUCAAGAUGAUGGAGCUCUCUCAUGAAGUCGUGUCUCCCCAUGGAGAACCCAUCAAGAUGCGCAUUGGACUGCAUUCUGGGUCAGUUUUUGCUGGAGUUGUUGGAGUUAAAAUGCCUCGUUACUGCCUUUUUGGAAACAAUGUCACCCUGGCUAACAAAUUUGAAUCAUGCAGUGUCCCCCGGAAAAUCAACGUCAGCCCAACCACUUACAGAUUACUCAAAGACUGUCCUGGUUUUGUGUUUACACCUCGAUCAAGGGAAGAACUUCCACCAAACUUUCCUAGUGACAUUCCUGGGAUCUGUCAUUUUCUGGAAGCGUAUCAGCAAGGAACAACUUCAAAGCCGUGGUUCCAGAAAAAAGAUGUUGAGGAAGCCAAUGCCAAUUUUUUAGGCAAAGCAUCAGGAAUAGAUUAACCAAACGCACACCUGAUUGUUAGCCUUUGGGGUCUGACUCCUUGGAACGUGAGUGGGCCCUCUGAGAGCACACUGGUAUGGUGUUGAGCUGAGGACCAGUAUUAACAUUUCAGGAGCCAAGUCACCAUCUACUUUUCCUUCCACUUAACAUGACAAAAAUGUAUUCACUUCAAUAUUCAAAUUUUCAGUGAAAAACAAAGAAACCUCAAAAAGUGACUUUGAGGAGAUAUUUCUGUUAUAUAAGAAUCACUUAUUACCUGUCCUCAGAACUCAGCACCUUGUACAUAAAUCGGGUGAUAUAGUGACCUGUACCACCUGGUGAGCUGUCUGCAUAUCCUGCCCUGGUUAUUAAAGUGCUUGUGGUAGCGCUGGUUGCCUUAAAAGCGCUUUUUGAAUAGAAAUGAUAGUCUUGAUACCAUAAGCUCUUUGAACCUUUCAACUGUACAUUUUGUUCCGUUUCCUCAUUUAACAGUUAGCAUAUAUAAUAAGAUAGAUUGAGGUUUUUUUUUUUCCUGUUGCACUUUUUUCUUUUUCCUUUUCUUAAACAAAAUAAGCCAUUAUGGGUUAGAUGCAAUAUGAAUCUAAAGUAGUUCUCCUGUAAAUAUCAAGAUGAUUUUAUAAAAAUAUUCUCUACAACAUAAUAUGUCAUAAGUAUUUCCUUUUUUGACAUUUUUAAAAGUCUAUACAUGGUAAAGGCUAUUUUAAUUCAUAAUAGUGAUUUCGUUUCUAUUAAUUCAUUUUUGUGUCAUCUUCAGGGUAAAAGAGGAUUAUGGCCUAUAUUAACAUGCAAUAAUCUCAUUAUGAUUUACUUUAACUGAAGCAAUGUGGAGUAAAGGCAGCAUUCAGGGAGUGAGCCAUAAAGUCAGAAGUGAAGUACUUAUACACACAGGAGUAACUUGGACCUAUUUCAGCAGACACCCUCCAUUGCCAGGCUGAGCCACAGAAAGUUGUUGCAUUAGGAAAAUCUAAGUUCAGAAGUCAGAAAUAAGACUUGUACUUUUUGCUGAUAGCUUAUUUUUAAGUAUUUGUGUUGAGCACUUUGGUGUGUAUAUAUGUCCUCAGAAUCAAGCUUUUGUCUUAAGUACACAUCUGUGAAUAUUUUAUUCUAGUGAAAUAACUCAAUGAUAUUUUUAAAGGGAAUGUUAAUGUUGAUGAAGAAAAUGAUGCUGUGAUUUCAUUCUGGAACUUUCAAAACAUUUUUCUGGAACAUAAACAUUUAUUUUUAGUGAUGUUAGUCUAAGAUCUCUGCUGAACUAAAUAACAUACAGAGUUUGGUUGGAGAUAAGAUCUGAUUUUUAAAUGAAUACAGCCUCAAAGCUAGAGAAAGAGGAACAUAAAAGUGUUUAAGUCACUAUUAGCAGAGCUAUAGAUACAGCAAACUCUUAUUUGUGGAUCUGAGAAGUAACUCAGCUUAAAAAUUUAAAAAUUCUCUCCAUUGGUCCCCAGGCUAGUCCAUGGCGACCUCAGGAAUACCAGUAAUUUCUGAUAGGUCUCUUAGCAUCCCUGUGUAUUAUUAUAUAUGUUACAAUAAUUAUUAUUUACUCAAUAAUGAUCCUGUGUCUUGAAGCACUGAUGUGGCUCAUUAAAUGUCAGUCCUAUUAUUGGGGACUACCACAGGACUUGGGAAAAUAUAGUUAUAAUCUUACAAGCAUAUGAAGUUAAUAAAAAUAUUUAAAAGUAAAAUCAAGACUUAAAUAUAUUUUUCUUUCUGGAACUGAGCCCGUAUUACAAGCAAAAUAUUAGAAAUUAAGGGAAAUUAAAAACCAUAAAAUGUGUGUUAUUUAUCACCUGUUUAAGCAGACUCAAAUUUGCUAAUAAUUUAUGUUCCAAAAGUUGUAAAUUAAUUGGAAUUCAAAAAAUAUUCUCUGCGUGUGUGUAUAAACACAUGUACACACAGAGAACCAGUGAAGGAAAAUAGAAACAAUCUGUUGUUCGGUCGCUAAGUCGUGUCCAACUCUUUACAGCCCCAUGGACUGCAACAUGCCGUGCUCUUCUGUCCUCCACCAUCUCCUUGAAUUUGCUCAAAUUCAUGUUCAUUGAGUCAGUGAAGCUCUCCAAUCAUCUCAUCCUCUGCUGCCCUUUUCUCCUUUGCCUUCAAUCUUUCCCAGCAUUAGGGUCUUUUCCAAUGAGUCGACUUAUUGCAUCAGGUGGCCAAAGUAUUGGAGCUUCAGCUUCAGCAUCAUACCUUUGAACAUUCUUUGGCAUUGCCUUUCUUUGGGAUUGAAAUGAGAACUGACCUUUUCCAGUCCUGUGGCUACUGCUGAGUUUUCCAAAUUUACUGACAUAUUGAGUGCAGCACUUUCACAGCAUCAUCUUUUAGGAUUUGAAAUCAUUCAGCUAGAAUUCCAUCACCUCCACUAGUUUUGUUUGUACUAUUACUUCCUAAGUCCCACUUGACCUCACACUCCAGGAUAUCUGACUCUAGAUGAAUGACCACACCAUCGUGGUUAUCUGAGUCAUUAAGAUCUUUUUUGUUUUUUUGUUUUUUUUGUAUAGUUUUUCUGUGUAUUCUUGCCACCUCUUCUUAAUCUCUUAUGCUUCUGUUAGGUCGUUACUGUUUCUGUCUUUUAUUGUGCCCAUCCUUGCAUGAAAUGUUCCCUUGAUAUCUCCAAUUUUCUUGAAGAGAUCUCUAGUCUUUCCUAUUCUAUUGUUUUCCUCUGUUUCUUUGCAUUUUUAAUUUAAAUAGGCCUUCUUAUCUCUCCUUGCUAUUCUCUGAAACUCUGCAUUCAGUUGGGUAUAUCUCUCCCUUUCUCCCUUGAUAUUUGGUUCUCUUCUUUCCUCAGCUAUUUUUGUAAUGAAUCCUCAGACAACCACUUUGUCUUCUUGCAUUUCCUCCUCUUUGGGAUGAUUUUGGUCACUGCCUCCUCUGCAGUGUUACAAACUUCCAUCCACAGCUCUUUAGGCACUCUACCAGAUCUAAUCUCUUGAAUCUAUUCAUCGCCUCCACUGUAUCAUCAUAAAGGAUUUGAUUUAGAUCAUACCUGAAUGGCCUAGUGGUUUUCCCUACUUUCUUCAGUUUAAGAUUGAAUUUUGCAAUAUGGAGCUCAUGAUCUGAGCCACAAUCAGCCCCAGGUCUUCCUUGUUUUUGUUGACCGUAUAGAGCUUCUCCAUCUUUGACUGCAAAUAAUAUACUCAAUCUGAUUUCAGUAUUGACCAUCUGGUGAUAUCCAGGUAUGGAGUUGUCUCUUGUAUUGUUGGACGAGGGUAUUUGCUAUGACCAGCAUGUUCUGUUGACCAGAUUCUGUUGGAAAAAUCUGAGGGAAAUGUAAGCAAUCUGAGUGAAAGCUACAUGGGAAUUCCUUAUACUAUUCCUGCAAUCUUUCCAUAAGUCUGAUAUUUUAUCCAAAGAAAAAGUUACUAAAAUGUGUUUUCUCAAAAAUAUUCAAUCACCUGUUAUAGAUUACCUAGCCUAGUGUGCAAAGGCUCCUUAACUGUGGGAUGCUACGUAACCAGAUGGACACACCUUUCCGUGAUGGAUGUGCUCAAAAUCUGCAACUUGGAUGCUAAAAACUUUGAGGAAUCCCUUUCUCAUCUCUGCCUUAUCAAUUCUAGAGUAUGUACUUGUCAGAGACACAUUCAGGUCCGGAUCACCGAAGGUGCCCAGGGAUAGAGCUUGAGGGUGAGUUGACAAGGAAAGUGAGGGACCAAGACAGAGGCUUGAGACUGGCAUGGAGUUGAGAAUGGAGAAAAGAGUGGACACAGAGGGUCUCUGACAAGGUUGAGGGAUGAAUCUUACUGCCAAGUCAACUGUUCUGUAAUACAAUUUGAGUCCCCAGAUGCCUAUUCCUCCUAAGAAUUCCAGGAGCUAUUCUGUUCUGUUGUUUCCAUGACUUCUUGUCCCAUUAUUUUGUGUCCAGUACACAGAAUAAAUUCACUUGGCACAUGUAGCUCUCAAGUGAGCAUAGAGUUCCCUUGACGUCUCCCAGAGAUAUCUGCAAAGUGAAAUACAUAGAGUUCAAAGAUCUGUUCCCAUUUUUCCUUCUCUUUCUCCUUCCAUCUGGACUUCGUAAGAAAACACAAAGUUUUUUUUUUUUUUUUUUUAAUAUAUUUUUUUAAUCGGGUUGGGAACACAAAGUUUUUGAACCUAGCACUGAAGAAACUCAUUUCAUGUAUUUGUUCAUCUUUUACUGAAUGACUACUAUGUGCUAGAAACAUAUAAUGCUGUUUUUGGAAUUCCAAGCAAGGCCUCUUUUAUCAAGAAAGAAAAUUGGAAGGUGAACAUAAGAAAAAUAAUCACAAAAUGCCGUGGAACCCGAAGGAGGAGACUCAGUGCCUGCAGAAAAGUCUUGGUCUUCAAAGACGUAGCUCCUCAGGCCAAGGGGAAGGACUGCCAGGCAAGUGCAUGUGUCCACACAGACACAGAGGCUUGGGGUGCAGGGUUCACUUUGCAUCCUCAGGUGCCUGGAAUGAGCUGGUGGGUGGGGGAGGACAGAAAGGACAGAAAGACCAUUUGUCAGAGUGACUAUGAUUGUUAAUCAUCGUUAUUAUUAGUUAUUAUUCAUUUCCAUAGAACCGUUUGUUCAAAAUGGCUUAAAAGGAAAAGAAAGAAGCAAAACAAGCAGACCAUUGGCUUCUGCCUCCCCCCCCCGGCAGUUUUCAAACCACUUCAAGCGCAAAAGGAAGGAAUGUGAUGCUGAGAUGUGAGCCUGUGCAAGCAUGCCAGGAGCAGCAUGGAUGAGGAUGGAGUUUACCUGUGCAGAUGACUAAAUGAGCAUCCAUCUGUAUCUCAGAGGAAAGUGAGGCAGGACCACGAGUAUGAACACAAAGCUGGGAUGCCUGGCCUGGAAAUUUCAUGUCACUUUCACUUGUCCUUCACACCCUUUGGUGGGAAAGAAGGAAUGGUUGCUCCAGUAGUUUUUUUUUCUUACUACUAAACUUUUCUCCAAAUUACCUGUCCGUGACAUGGCCAGACCCUCCGGGGCAGCUAUGGUGAGGUGAGGAGCAGUUGUGGACACAGCAGGCUGCUGGGCAAGGUAAGGGGGAAUGAAGGGAGGAGUGACUGGGGGGCACGCACGCCCCCAUCCCCACCCCUGAGAGCACUAGAGCAGAGCCCGAAUGCUGUCUAGGCUGUGUAAUGCUGGAAAGACACGCUCACGUCUCUGCUAAAGUGACAGGUAACCGUCCCAAAGAGAAUGGGUUAGUGGAUUAUCCUGGCUGUAAGAGCAUGGGUUUUUCCUGGAUAAGUCGUUAUUCCUCAGAGGAAAAGACUCUCCCAUGGGUAUUUGUCAGGGUGGUGUCAUUGGGUACUGCCCUUCCCUGAACCAUGGAACAAGGAGCUUGUCUGUGCCUGAUUGUGGGCUUGAGUGCAUCUCCUUUGGGGACAGCUAAGUAAAGGAGGGUUUGCAGGGUAAAGGUUGACAGAUGUGGUGCAUGUGAAGGGGGACGGGGGUAGGUGGGGGGAGUUCGGCCAUAGGCCUUGCAAAGCCUGUCAAGAAGGACUUCUCAUCUCCUGCAAAACCAAACCUGCAGAGACUGCUGCAGAGAUGCUAGGGAAGUGCAAUCCCCUGGGUCUAAGCACAAGCUAAAAGCAGGGACAGCUUGCUUUAUUCAGCAGACUUUAUAGUGUCGCAGUCUCUGUGGGAAUUCGGCUCCAGUCCUGGGAAAACUCUUGUGUUCUCUCCUGAGAAGGGGGAGGAAUCCCUCCCAGUGUGAGAGGCGGGGAGCUUCUGGAAGUGAUUAGCCCUUUGCAGUCCGGUUGCCUUCAGUCUCCUUCUGCUUUUUGCGUGUUUGAUUCCAGAUUGUAGGCGAAGUGUGACUCCCUUUAAAUGCUUCUUUUAUGGUGUUGGUGAUGUGCACUUACUUGGUGAUAUGCACUCUUGCAACAUUCUACACUUUAGUGCCACCUAUAUUUCUCCUGAAGCAGCUUUGCCCUUGACCUGUCACACAUGCAUCUGUUUUGACCAGCUCACACAAUCCACACACUUUUACCUCUAAAACUAUUAAUAUUCUUCCUGCAUUCUGUGCCUGCAAAAAAAAAAAUAGGUUUCAUUAAUGCAUAGAUUCCAAAUUAAAAAAAAAAAACUAAGCAAAAAAAAAAAUGAUAUCCUAAAAGCCAGGCUUCUUUUCUUAUCAAUGCAAAUUCUUUUUCAUCAUAAUAAAUUUAGUGUCAGGAAGAUGGGAUAGAAAUUGGGAUGACAUUUAAGUUGCAGAUCUAGGACUUAAUCUCAGAAAUUUUGGUAGAAGAUUUGCGAUAAAGGUCUGCUGCCUUUCAGAUUUUUCAAAUAUUUCAUGUCAAAAUAUUAAAUUGCAACCAAACCUUACAGAUUGGGAAGAAAAUCACUUGGCAGGAAAGGACUUUGCAUAAUGCCCAAAUCUUAAACUGUCAGCUAAGAUGUUUGUUUAGUCUGAAAUGUUGCCAAAUCCAUCUGUACUGAAGAAAGAGCAAUGAGGUAGUCUUGGGGGAAACUAAAACAAAGAAAAGCAAAACAAAGGUGCUGUUGUAGAAGUUGGACACUCCAACACAUUAUAUACCCAAGAAGAAGGUAGAGCUGAAGCCUUUUGGGAAGUCACAGUGACGAAGCUCAAGAAAUUCUGUGCCUUUGGAAGCACUGGUGGCCAGUGAGGUUGUUCAAUCACAGUGAGCUGCCUGCUUCCCCAAAUAAAUUGUAUCUUGGAAAGUUGAAGUGGAUAAAAAUAUAUUAGUAUUUGAGAAUGUUCUGUUCCUUCACCUCCUCCCACAUGUAAUUUAGAGAUGCCCUGCAGAAUCCUAUGACACAGCUUGAUAAUCACUAAUUUCAAGCAGCGUUCUCCAACCUUUUGGAUUCGGCACACCAUUAGUAUUAAUACAAUUUUUUAGUAAACUGACAAUAUAUUAUGAAUCCAUAAAAAUACAUGUUGUCAUAUAUGUAUUGUUAAUAUUUAUGAUUAAUGUAAUAUGCUGUUCUCAAUCUGAUAUACUAAAUACAGUAAGAAGCUUAUCUUUAAAAGAGCAUGAAAAUAAAUAGAAAUUAUACUAUUUUCUUCACUUACCCUAGUGAAUUGUCUUUAUAUUUUACUCUGAAAACUGUUACAACAGGCUGGUGGGUCUCCACUUUGACUGAGUCACAGAUCACUUUGAGAACUGGAUAAAAGAUAAAAGAUAAGACCGUCACCCUCCCAAGCAUGUGCGCAUGCUCUUAUACCCCAAGACUGAUGUGAAUUUCCAGAGAUUUGGGGAUUCCUUGGAUUCUACUCCUGGGCCACCCCAGUGGGGUAGCAGAGACCCUCAGACUAAGAACUUAUUAUCUAGAAGGGAGAAAAUAGCAAGUCCUAUUUGGAAUGAGAGGAGAAUGAAGAACCAGAAGAAGUCUGUGAAUUUUGGCUUAGAUGUGACCAGUUGAUUUUUGAAGCACAAAGGGAAUAAUUUCUUUCACUCUUGGUUCUAUGGAAUGAUUUAUGGGGUUUCACAUAUGAGCAACUAAAGUUUUCUUUUUGGCAAAUGUUAAACAUAUCUCUCAAUGUAUUUUCUCAAGCUCUUGGUAACUGUGCAUUGCUCUAAGUAUCUAGCAAUUUUUUUCUGGUUUAAGUACUUCUUUUCAUUGUUCUCUGUGUGAAAUAGGAGAGCCAUUGAGCCUUGCACUGAAAACCUCCUUAAUACUAACAACACUUCUUUUAUUAUUACUUUCACAGUUGUUUUAAAUAACACAUUUAUUUUGAGUUCUACUUCUGGCAGAGUUGCAAAAUCUAUCAGAAAUUUAUCCUGUGUCUCAGAAGCUUGUUAAAUAUUGCUGCCACAUAAAUAUUGUAAUAAAAGUGUUAAAUAAAAAUCUUAAAAUGUUAAA